Messenger RNA from Dinoponera quadriceps, 585 nucleotides. RefSeq lists its product as uncharacterized. The coding region runs from base 1 to 585 and encodes 194 amino acids. Lineage: Eukaryota; Metazoa; Arthropoda; Insecta; Hymenoptera; Formicidae. The transcript has 4 exons. The record is from RefSeq and is a predicted model, not a curated record.
AUGUUAAUAAACGCGAGAGUGUUUGUCAUCGCCGCGCUGAUAAUAUGCAUUGUGUACGCUCGCACCACUGACAAUCCAGAUUCUUACAAGGAAACUAGUAAUAAGAAAUAUGGUAGAUCGAUGUUGGCUGAAAUAGCAAAGGAACUCGUGCAAAGAUCGACCACCGGUAGUCAGGUGCUCAAUUUAAAUUUAUCGAAUCUACUGUUACUUCUGGUCCUCAAAGCGGUUGUGUUCGGCGCCGGUUAUUUAGGAAAUCACGGCUACAAGGGUCGCGAAUUACAGGAUGAAAAUAUCGUAUCGGAGGGCGAGAUUGCCCUAGCUCUUGGAUAUCUGAUCGGAGAUACCUGUUUGUACAGAGCAGCUUGCGAAGAACCGCAUGUUGCGAGAGAAUACCUCGGGGCGGCGGAAAUGCUGUUGCAAACUAUGAAAUUGAUGCCACAAAGCUUACUUACUGAAUACGAUUAUGAGAAGAUGAUGAGUGAAUUCCGAAAGGCGAUUGAGUAUGGUAGCAUCCAGCAAUGUCCGUUGGAAUACAGCUGCAAGAAAGACGAUAUAAAUAAUUUCUUCCGAAAUGAAAAAAAAUAA